Messenger RNA from Drosophila takahashii, 1193 nucleotides. The record is from RefSeq and is a predicted model, not a curated record. NCBI's taxonomy places the organism in Eukaryota, Metazoa, Arthropoda, Insecta, Diptera, Drosophilidae.
AGCAAUAUUGAAAGUGAAAACUUCUGUACGGAAUAAAUUAAAUUAGCUUGUUUAAACUCGUUUAAAUACACCAUUCUUAGCAGCCAGAAACACUAAACAAACCAAUAAACAUGUGCGGCGGUUUCACCUGCUCGAAAAACGCGCUAAUUGCGCUCAACAUUUUGUAUGUGAUGAUUGGAUUCCUGCUGAUUGGAGUGGGCGUGUACGCGCGUGCCGCCUCCAUCGUGACCAACCUGCCGAUUGUGGGCGGGAUCCUGGCCUGCGGCGUCAUCCUCAUCUGCAUAUCCAUGCUGGGACUGGCAGGAGCCGUCAAGCACCACCAAGUGAUGCUCUUCUUCUACAUGAUCAUUCUUUUCAUGCUGUUCCUGAUCCAGUUCUCCAUUGCCAGUUCCUGUUUGGCCGUCAAUUCCGAGCAGCAGCAGCAGUUCGCCGAGCAGGGAUGGAUGACGGUGCCUACGGAUUUGCGCAAACAGGUGCAGGAUAGUCUGAAAUGCUGCGGAUUCAAUGCCACUGGACCGAGCACAUCUAGCGUGGUGCCGCCGCCGGAGGAGCCCUCGUGCGAGCUGAUCAACCAGCAGUGCUGUGCCCACUCCACCGAGCCGGACUGUCGCUGCGAACCCUGCGGACCCCUGCUGGAGGACAAGAUCGACUACGCCUUCAAGUUGUGCGGCGGCCUGGGCAUCUUCUUCAGCUUCACUGAGUUCGUUGGCGUCUGGCUAACAGUUCGCUAUCGCAAUCAAAAGGAUCCGCGAGGCUUGCCCAGCGCUUUUCUCUAAAUUGCACGCUAGUCGAGAGAACAAGAAAAACAUUUUCCAGAUACAGAAAAACAUCCAAAAAGUUAUUUAGUGCAUGUAUCUCUGCUCUGUCUCUGCUAAAUGUUUGGUGUUGCUGGAUGGACGAUUUCAUGAGCUCCAAAGGGGCCCACAUACCAUAUAUAUACAAGCAUCCUUUAUAUUUAUACCAUCUACAGAUACAUAUAUACAUAUAUAUUUAAUCACAUUGCCGCAGAACUAUGUACGUAAUGUGUUAGGUCGUAAUUGAUAUACAACUUUAGACAUAUAUACAUAUUAUAGAGAGAUAUAUAUAAAGGGAGAGAGCUACGCGUUUAACCCAUUUACGAACCCGAAAGCAAGCAAUCAGCAAAGAAACAUAUUUCCUCUUACUCUCAACACACUUCCUUUAAAACUUCCCAA